AUGUUUAAUAUUCAAAAUUCUCCUAAUCCUAGUGAAAUAGGUUUAAGUUAAACUUUUUAGUUAUAAGCACCAUGUGUAACACAUUAAGGUUAGAAUAUAACUAAUUUCUGUAAACAGCCUAGUUGUUUAAUGCCUCUCUGUCCAAAAUGUAUUCCUUAACAUUUGGACAAACAUAGAUAAUAAGGUUAAUUUGCAGAUUUAGUCACAGUUGAUGAAAUGCAUGAAGAAACAUUACAACUAAUAAAUACUUAAUUAAAAAAUUUGAAUUAAGCCAUAUAAUUAUUAUAGUAAUUCAAAGAUUCAAAAACAGAUGCUCAUGGAUAAUUACACACAAAGCUUAACAAUGCUAAAUUGAGAGUAUAAUAAAUGGUGGAUUAAUUUUUUGAUGAAUUGUUAAAUGAAUUAGAUUAAGUCACAAAGUUAGAUAGAACAAAUUUAGAUGUUGAAUUAUAAUAAAUGGAAAGAUCGUUAAAUUUAAAAAUUCAAGAAAUUUAACAGAUAGAUUAAAAAUUAAGAACUCCUAAGUAUCUAAAACAAAUUAUACAAUUAUAAACUACAAAUUUCCUAUAAUAAACAUAAUAAUAGAGAGUUGAAUGUGAAGCAUUUAUUGAAGAAGUCUCAAAACAUACAUUAGAUAUUUAAAUAGAUGAAUAAGAAUUAUACUUUCUUAAAAUUCAAUUGGCAUAAUAUACAUCAAUAAAAAAUGUAGAGUAUUAUAAAAAUUAAUAAAUUUAACCUUCUUCAUCAAUUCCAAAAAAUACAGCUUAUAAUCAUCCAUAUUUAACAAGUGAAAUUUAAACAGCAUAAAUAGAACAAUCACCAUAUAAAAGAUUAGAAUAAUAAUGUAUAAUCUAUUAUUUAAUAUUUUAGUUUAAUAGACUAGUCUCUCCAAUUUUACUAUAAAUUUACCAGAUUUUUAUGAUCCUCUAUGUAGUUAAAAAUAUUUACAUUAUUUUACUGAUAAAUCAGUAUUUUUUUUAAAUUUAGAAUGGGUUUAGAAUCCAAGAUGGUAAGAAGUUAGAUUGAAUUGUUAAGUACCAUUAAAAAGUACUUCUGUACGAUCAUAAUCAGGAGAUAUAUUUGUGAUCGGUGGUUAUAUUGGAAAUUAAUUAAGCUCUUAAAUUUUUAAAUUAGAUCUGAAAUAAUAAACCUUAAUAUCUACUGAUCAAUUAUAAUAUCCUCGACAUUCUUCAUCUGGAGUAUUCUUAUAAAAUAAAUUAUACGUUCUUGGAGGAUAAAAUCAGAACGAAGAUUUAAAUACAAUAGAAAGUCUAGAAGUAUAAAUGAGUAAGGUGAGAUCUAUUAUCGAUACUAGAGUAAAUCUACCAAAAAUGAAUUAAGGUGGUGCUAAUUUAUCAGUUUGUACUUUUAGACAAUAUGUAAUUAAAGCAACUCCAUUAGAAGUAUUUGAUACUAAAUUAUUAAAAUGGAACUCUUUUAAUAUUAACAUAAAUAGAGGGGUUGGAUUAGUUGCUAUUAAUAAUUCUAAUGUCUUAAUUUUUGGAAAUGGAUAAUAUUAAUUAUUGAAAAUGAUGGAUUCAUAAAAUUUAUAAUUUACAAUUGAAAAUCUAACAAAUCCUCCUUAAAUUGGUCAAGUACAGAAUGGUAGUUUGAUUCAUUUAGGAAAAAUUUAUGCUGUAACAAACAGUUGUAACUUCAUUAUAGGAACACCUGAAAAAUGGAUAUUAUGA
Paramecium pentaurelia is the source of this 1691-nucleotide messenger RNA. The record is from the annotation of a GenBank genome assembly. NCBI's taxonomy places the organism in Eukaryota, Ciliophora, Oligohymenophorea, Peniculida, Parameciidae.